Messenger RNA from Sorex fumeus (smoky shrew), 522 nucleotides. RefSeq names its product protein tyrosine phosphatase type IVA 1-like. Gene Ontology annotation, molecular function: protein tyrosine phosphatase activity; protein tyrosine/serine/threonine phosphatase activity. The record is from RefSeq and is a predicted model, not a curated record. Gene Ontology annotation, cellular component: nucleus. The transcript has a single exon. Gene Ontology annotation, biological process: protein dephosphorylation. Bases 1 to 522 code for a protein of 173 amino acids. NCBI's taxonomy places the organism in Eukaryota, Metazoa, Chordata, Mammalia, Eulipotyphla, Soricidae.
AUGGCCCCGAUGAGCCGCCCCGCGCCCGUGGAGGUGGCUUACAGGAACAUGCGCUUCCUCAUCACGCACAGCCCCACCAGCGGCACCCUGCACCGGUUCAUCGCCGAGCUGAAGACGCACGGCGUCACCACCAUCGUGCGAGUCUGCGAGGCCACGUACGACACCGCGCUGGUGGAGAAGGAGGGUAUUCAGGUCCUGGACUGGCCGUUCGACGAUGGGUCGUCGCCGUCCACGCAGAUCGUGGACGACUGGCUGCGUCUUGUGAACGCGAAGUUCCGCGAAGAGCCGGGCUGCUGCAUUGCCGUGCACUGCACCGCAGGGCUGGGGAGAACGCCUGUGCUGGUUGCCCUGGCACUGAUUGAAGGUGGGAUGAAAAAUGAAGAUGCGGUGCAGUUAAUACGACAAAAGCGGCGUGGGGCAUUCAACAGCAAGCAACUCCUGUAUUUGGAGAAGUACCGUUCCAAAAUGCGGCUGCGCUUCAAGCACUCCAAUGGCCAUAAGAAUAACUGCUGUGUUCAAUAA